Cannabis sativa is the source of this 1644-nucleotide messenger RNA. RefSeq lists its product as uncharacterized. Gene Ontology annotation, molecular function: nucleic acid binding; RNA-DNA hybrid ribonuclease activity. The coding region runs from base 1 to 1644 and encodes 547 amino acids. The record is from RefSeq and is a predicted model, not a curated record. Lineage: Eukaryota; Viridiplantae; Streptophyta; Magnoliopsida; Rosales; Cannabaceae. The transcript has 2 exons.
AUGAACCAGGCGUUCCUACCUAAGUGGGGGUGGAAUAUCCUUACUGGAAGCCAAUCUCUGUGCUGUAGAGUUCUAUCGGCGAAGUAUUUAAAAGGGAGGGAUUUUCUAAAAUAUAAAUAUAAAAGCUCUGACUCUUGGUUCUGGAAGAGUGUAGUGAAAGCCAACUCAGUUUUGAAGAGAGGUGCUUGUAAACUGGUGGCUAAUGGAGAGAAUACUUCUAUCUGGGAGGACCCCUGGAUUCCUCAUUCUAAAGGUUUUUGUCCAAAACCAAUCAGGGGAGGUACUACAAAUCUCAACAGAGUAUCGGAUCUGUUACUUCCCAAUGGUCUCUGGAACGUUAACAUGCUGAAGGAAAGUUUUGAUCAUGAAACUGUAGUUGCCAUCUUAAAAGGGGGCCACCCCUCGGGCCGUGGAGCAGACAGAUGGAUAUGGACUCAAAACAGUAAUGGAAGGUUUUCUUGCAAGUCGGCUUAUCUUGUUCAAGCUUUGGAUAGAGCUCCCCAGUGCGACGUGGCCCCGAAUCUCUGGAACAAGCUCUGGACUAGCAAAAUUCUGGAAAGACAUAAGAUCUUGUGGUGGUGUAUUCUGUCUAAUGCGCUCCCUACUAGGGCUGUGAUCAAUCAAAGAUUCCACAUUGAAGAUACUUGUUGCCCUCUUUGUGGAAACAGGGAAGAAACCAUGGAACACCUUUUCCUCACUUGUGACGUGGCCAUGCAUCUCUGGCGUUCUUCUCCUUGGGGUUUUUAUCCCAUAUGUGAUACCGGUAUCCGGGUUUGGGAUUGGGUAAAGUUCAUCUGGGACCUAAACAGUAGAGGCGUGCUUGUGAAGGAUGCAUUCUUGUAUGCCUCCAUAAUCGUGGACACAAUUUGGAGGGUACGGAAUGACAAAGUUCACAAUAACCGCCUUGUUGAUGUGAAAAAAUGUAUUGAUGAUAUUUAUUUUGUCUAUGCUGAUUUAAAAGAUACUUUGCUUUCUAGUCCUACUUCUCAUCUAGAGGAAACUUGGUCCCCUCCCCCACGGGAUUGGAUCAAGCUGAAUUGUGAUGUAAAAGUGGGGUUUGACAAUAUGUGUGUUGCAGUUGUCGCCAGAAACCAUCUCGGAGCAGUGAUUGAAGUUCGUACGGCGCGGGUGGACUUCUCUGACGCUCUUUAUGGUGAAGCUGAGGCUUGCUGCCUAGCGAUCUCGAUGGCCUUAGAGUUGGGUUACAAGUUUAUCAUAAUUGAGAAUGACUCGAGGGUGGUGAUCAAUGCUCUCAAUGGUUUGGAACCUCGGUGGGCGAUUGAAAAUUACGUCUCAUUUUGUACUAAGUCUUCUCAAUCUUUUAUUAGCUAUUACGCUACUUGCUUGUACUUUCCCCUGGCGGUGGAUGUGGUGUCUCUUGCCUGGUCUCCUCCUCUAGAAGAUUGGAUCAAAAUCAACUGCAAUGUUAAGGUUGGUAGUGAGUCCAUGUGCGUAGUGGUUUUCGCUAGAGAUCACUCGAGGAAAGUUUUAUUGGUAGCUUCCAACAUACUCAAUUUCACGAAUCCUCUGAUUGGCGAGGCGGAGGCAUGUCGGUUAGCGUUGGAAGUUGAUGCUUCGAUGAAGCACGACUUUGUCCUGGUUGAGAGUGAUUCGGAGAAGGUUAUCAAACCGCUGAAAGGUUAA